UGCAGAGGAGCAGUAAGCCCUGAGCAUAGCUGGGUGUGACCCAACAACAGGAAGAAAGUUUCCACACCGACGACGUAGCACUUGCCCUGGGUGUGUGAGGCCCCGGCUCUGAUCUCCAGCACUGCAGGUAAAAGCUUCCAGGCUGUCCCAGUGGCUCAGAGAGGCGCGGCCCGACCCCUGACACGGCGGCAUGGAAAAGAUCCAGGAUGUGACCCGGCCGCCGCUGGAGUACGUGAAGGGGGUCCCCCUGAUCAAGUACUUCGCAGAGGCGCUGGGGCCUCUGCAGAGCUUCCAAGCCAGGCCCGAUGACCUGCUCAUCUGCACCUACCCCAAAUCUGGCACCACCUGGGUGAGCGAGAUUCUGGACAUGAUCUACCAGGGCGGUGAUCUGCAGAAGUGCCGCCGGGCCCCCAUCUUCAUCCGGGUGCCUUUCCUCGAGUUCAAGGGGCCAGGGCUCCCCUCAGGGAUGGACACGCUCAAAGACACACCAAUCCCUCGGAUCCUCAAGACACACUUGCCCCUUAGCCUGCUCCCCCAGACCUUGCUGGACCAGAAGGUCAAGACCGUCUAUGUCGCCCGCAAUGCAAAGGACGUGGCCGUCUCCUAUUACCACUUCUACCGCAUGGCCAAGGUGCACCCGGACCCCGGCACCUGGGACAGCUUCCUGGAGAAUUUCAUGGCUGAGAAAUUGUCCUACGGAUCCUGGUACCAGCACGUGAAGGAGUGGAAGGAGCUGAGCCAAACCCACCCGAUUCUCUAUCUCUUCUAUGAGGACAUGAAGGAGAACCCCAAAAGGGAGAUUCAGAAGAUCCUGGAGUUCCUGGGGCGCUCCCUGCCGGAAAAGACUGUGGAUUACAUCGUCGAGCAGACGUCCUUCAAGGAGAUGAAGAAGAACACCAUUAAUGACUUCAAGAACGUCCCCACUGAAGUGAUGGACCAGAGCAUCUCUGCCUUCAUGCGGAAAGGCAUUGCAGGGGACUGGAAAAACACCUUCACCGUGGCCCAGAACGAGCGCUUCGACGCCGACUAUGCCGAGAAAAUGGCCGGCUGUGGCCUUCACUUCCGCACGGAGCUCUGAGGGAGCCAGGCGGGGAGAGCCUGGGCGGGGUGCGGGGCAAGCCCAGUCCCUGCCAGAAUAAAGCACGGCUGUGCCA
Messenger RNA from Sorex araneus (European shrew), 1154 nucleotides. Its product is annotated as sulfotransferase 1A1-like. Gene Ontology annotation, molecular function: sulfotransferase activity. NCBI's taxonomy places the organism in Eukaryota, Metazoa, Chordata, Mammalia, Eulipotyphla, Soricidae. Gene Ontology annotation, biological process: sulfation. The transcript has 7 exons. The record is from RefSeq and is a predicted model, not a curated record. Gene Ontology annotation, cellular component: cytoplasm. Bases 191 to 1078 code for a protein of 295 amino acids.